Messenger RNA from Didymodactylos carnosus, 249 nucleotides. NCBI's taxonomy places the organism in Eukaryota, Metazoa, Rotifera, Eurotatoria, Philodinida, Philodinidae. The record is from the annotation of a GenBank genome assembly.
AUGGCGCUGAUACCGACUCGUCGACUGGGUAAGAAUGGACCACAAGUAUCGGCCAUUAGUUUCGGGGCCAUGACUCUAUCCAUUGCGCCUGGGAGCACCCUCUCGGACGAAGAACGAUUCAAGGUGAUCGAUCGAGCGAUUGAACUUGGCAGCACUUAUAUCGAUAGUGCGGAUAUCUAUGGCGACAAUGAAGAACUGCUCGCAAAGUACUUCAAGAAAUAUCCCCAUCAACGUGAGAAAGUAAGUUGA